This is a messenger RNA of Megachile rotundata (alfalfa leafcutting bee), 1664 nucleotides long. It is a transcript of the gene Deaf1, whose product is annotated as deformed epidermal autoregulatory factor 1. Gene Ontology annotation, biological process: regulation of transcription by RNA polymerase II. Gene Ontology annotation, molecular function: DNA binding; DNA-binding transcription factor activity, RNA polymerase II-specific. NCBI's taxonomy places the organism in Eukaryota, Metazoa, Arthropoda, Insecta, Hymenoptera, Megachilidae. The record is from RefSeq and is a predicted model, not a curated record. Gene Ontology annotation, cellular component: nucleus.
CCUGCGCUGACGCCAUUGUGUAUGCGAGAGGCGAGAACAGCCGAAAUGGAGGAAAGUCAAACAUCGGAAAGUGUCGCCGUGCUACCGGACAUGUCCGAACCGUUGACGAGCGAGACCGAGGAGGCGUCUGCCCUAACGACCGAGCACGAGGCGCAUCCCGUCGCUGUGACGGCGAGCGUCACUCCAGUACCGGGUGUUCCUGGUGUUCCAGGAGUUGGUGUACCGGUUUCUUUACCCGUUGGUUCUAUCAUCGGUGUAGCGAACUCAACCAACGGCACGACCUUCAACGUCAUCACCUCGGAUCAACUACAGUUACCAGGAUCAGGACAGUUUAAACAAAUGCUAUGUGUUGAUAAUGGUUUCAUAUGUGAACCACGUCAUGAUAAGGAUUCAGAUCCAUUACGUUGGAAUGGAGAACUAAAAGCAACACACAUAGUAAUUCAAAAUAGUACAGAGGAACCUGAAUCUGAACAAAUACAUGUUUCAACCGCUAAUACACAACCAAUAUGCAGUUGGUCAGAAUCUGCCAAUUUAGCAGUAUUACCAGUUAGGUGUAAAAAUACAAAUGCAGAGCUGCAUAAAAGUCGAUUUGGGUCUGGUGGAAGAGGAAGAUGUAUUAAACUUGGACAAGAUUGGUACACACCAAGUGAAUUCGAAGCUCUUUGUGGUAGAGCAUCAAGUAAAGAUUGGAAACGUAGUAUUCGAUUUGGUGGAAGAAGUUUACAGACAUUAAUUGAUGAACAAAUUUUAAAGCCACAUGCUACCUCGUGCACGUGUGCCGCAUGUUGCGAUGACGACAGUGCAACUGGUCCCGUCAGAUUAUUUACACCUUAUAAACGUAGAAGAAGAGCCAGAGAUACCUCCGACGGAGAAACGCCGUCACGAAAACUUAAAAGUGAUAACUCUCGCGAUGGUAGUAACAAUGACGAAAGUGAUAGCGAAGUCGUGAUACCUGAUAAAGAAGUAUGGCCUCAGUUUGUUUCAACGGACGGUUUGGUUGUACAACAACCGCACGAUCAAGAUACCGUUGUCCAAAGCGUACAUCAAACUGAAAAUGGACAAAACGACGAUAUAUUUAAAAAACUCGACGAGAUGUCCAGUAAAAUGCUAAAGUUAGCUUAUGAAUUUAGGCGUACCUUAGAAGAAGCUAAGGAAGUAAGUAGACAACAACGAAGAGAACAAGCACUAGUUGCCCAAUUAGGAGGUAGAGGAGAUGUUAUUGAAACUGUUGGAUUACAACCAGCUUCGGAUACUCAUAAUAAAAAGUGUGCCAACUGUAAUAGAGAAGCAUUUGCGGAAUGUUCUUUAUGUAGACGAACGCCGUAUUGUUCUACAUUUUGUCAACGUAAGGAUUGGGCAGGUCAUCAAGUGGAGUGUGUUAGAGGUGCUGCUGAAACUGUAAUGCUUAUAGUAGAAAGUAGUGGUGGAGAUACUAGUACUCUUGCAACCACGGCCGGGGACCAAUAGCUAGUGUUUCUUACACCCAUUCACCAAAGGAAUAUAGAAGCUGAACAAACUAACAUAGGAUGUUCAACGUUGAAAGAAAAGACGAAAACUUAAGAGAAACUCGUUUAUUGACAAAAAGGUCAAAAAGUUCUGUAUAUAUGGUAGUAAAUAUUUUGUAUGUACAUAUAUUAAUUAUAACGAUCAAGUGUAUAAGUUUA